AUGCUUCAGAAUCUCUCUGACAAACCAGAUACCCUUGACACUUGUGGCGCUGACAAUUCUUCUGCGGCUGGUUUUACUUGGUCUCAAACCGCAUUGUCUGUUCGGCCUAACCAGGAACACGACCACACCAGUGCCGUUAUGGAUGACUCAUCACAUUCAUCUAUCUUGGCUGGUGGCGGCGGCCUUCUAGACAUCGGUCGUCCUAUCGCAAAUGCUGUACAAAUGGGCCCAGGAACUGUUAGUGGAGUAGUUACAACAUCUGGUACCUCCGCUGUAGCUGGCAUUUCAUCUAGUGGAGAGGUGGGUGUGACUACUGGCUCUGGUCCCGGAUCAGUGGCAGCUGCAGAGAGGUCGGCUUCUCUUGUCCUUGGUAUGCUGGCCGCUAUCACGGUGACAAAUGACACAGACAACGGAAGUGGUAAGUCGGAUUGA
Protopolystoma xenopodis is the source of this 432-nucleotide messenger RNA. Lineage: Eukaryota; Metazoa; Platyhelminthes; Monogenea; Polystomatidea; Polystomatidae. The record is from the annotation of a GenBank genome assembly.